Messenger RNA from Pelobates cultripes (western spadefoot toad), 8117 nucleotides. The record is from the annotation of a GenBank genome assembly. NCBI's taxonomy places the organism in Eukaryota, Metazoa, Chordata, Amphibia, Anura, Pelobatidae.
UCAAUAUGAUAUUUGUCCCAUUUGUUUUUAUUGUCAUCACCUACAUUUUAAUUUCAUUCAUGUUUAUUGGCAUUUCUUCUAAAACUGGAAGGAGAAAGUUCCUCUCCACUUGUAGUUCCCACCUCAUCUCUGUGUGCACUUAUUAUGUGUCUCUUAUAACAGUUUAUAUGAUUCCUUCUGGGGAAAACUCUGUCAAUGUCAAUAAGUUCAGAUCUUUGCUGUACAUUGUAGGGACACCAUUAGCAAAUCCUAUAAUAUAUAGUUUUAGAAACCAAGAAAUUAAGGCAGCACUGAGAAAAGUACUUAAAUAUAUUAUUAUAACCCACAGACCAUAAUAAUAUAAUUAACUGAAGGAGAACAGUGUGGGGCAAUCUGUUUAUUCAACUGUGAGACUAAUAAUUAACUUUCCUGGCUAAUCAUGGCAGCAUCACUGAUGGGUAGCUCUGCCGCUAACCAGAUCAGGACAGGAUUAACUAAUAAAAAAAGAGACUGGAGGCAUAAAAGGACCCUCCUCCUUCCAUACCUCAGUCUUUUUUCCUGUCCUUAACCGGACAGACAGGUUAAAAUUUUAUUUAGCAAUUGUUCUUUUUUUGGACACCUUCUUAUGUGUACCAUGGGUCUCCCACACACAAUUCAGCCUCUCUGUGCCUAAAGGACCCAGUAAACAGCAUGCAUGAGCAUGACUAACUGGGUCAGAUUCAAAAUUAGUAAUUUGAAUCUGCUUAUAAUCCAAAAUUAAUGCUGUGGUUUAUGGCCCCAUUGAUAAAAUCAGAAGCCUUGUAUAUUCCCCCUACAGAACCUAGAGACAAUGGGAGAUAGACCUUUCCCGUCUUCAUUCGGGAAUAUUUUCUUCCCCUCAAUUCAUGUAUUCCUGUGUUCGUUAGAAUCCUUUGUUCGGUAGUUUGUUCAUGUUCCUGUGGUAAGCCUAGCAUAUGUUAAGUGAUUCCCUGUUCAUUCGUUUUGUUUCAUUCAUUUUUUUUUAAAUUUUUUUUUUUCCUCCCUUUCAUGGGUUUUUGCUUGGGUAUUACACAUAAGUGAUGCUGCCAUGAUUAGCCAGGGAUACAGAAAAUUAAAUUACAUACUUGCCUAGUAAUUUUCUUUUCCUCACUAUUUAUCAUGGCAGCAUCAGUCACCCUUCCUUCUUGCUUUUGGACUUGACUGAAUUAUGGAAGGAGGAGGGACCUUUUAUGCCUUCAGUCUCUUUCUCUCUCUUUAUCAGUUAAUCCUGUCCUGAUUUGGUUAGGGGCAGAGCUACCCAUAAGUGAUGCUGCCAUGAUAAAUAGCCAGGAAAAGAAAAUUACUAGGUAAGUAUGUAAUUACAUUUUCCGUAUUUACACUAUAUAUUCAAUAGAGCUAAAAAUAUAUAAAACCAGAGCUAAAACACACACCAUAAAAUAGGGGUACCCUCUAAAUUGCAGAUGCAAUAAACAGAAAAUGCCAGUAGGUGUUGUUAAGUAAGGAGCUAACCAGAAAAUGCUGAAAAUGUUAAUAAUAAUAAUAAUAAUAAUAAUAAUAAUAAUAAUAUUAAUAAAAAUAACUUUUUACCCGGUGAAACUUGGAUACACCCUGCCCCCAUUUUACUUGUAUCUAGUUUUAAUUAAUUUUUAAUAUCUAUAUCAAUAUAUUAAAUUUUCACAGGCAAAUAAAGUUAACAAAAAGUUUUAACUGUAAUUCAGUUUACAUUUUUCAAAUACAGACAUAUUGAAUAUAUAUAAUAAUAAUAAUAAUAAUAAUAAUAAUAAUACUGUAGCCAGAACUAGGGAAAAAUAAAACUUAACUUUUAUUGACAAAGUCAAAUAAAAUAGAAUAAAAACUAAAGUAGAGAAGUGUGUAGAUACAAGUCUGAAAGAAUAAACAAGUGGGCUGCACUGAAUCAAUUUACCUACACAAAAGGAAUGUAGAUGUUUCUUCCCAUCAUAUACUUUUACUAAUAUGGCAGAUCAACUAAUGCAGAAAAAAUUGGAGAAGUAGACCAGGUUCACAUAUGGAGUCUCUGCUUCCAGCAAAGGUAGUUGAAACUGGAUAUAAAUUAAUCCCUGAGACAAGACAAGAUUUACAGCCUUCACCACUAUGUUCAUCACAUCCUUCACAUUCUUCUAAUUCCUGCUGUGCAAUAGAUGUUGGGUGUUUUUUGUAGACUUUAUGUUUAAUUCCAGAGGGUUUUUGUGUUUUUGAUUUGAACGCCAACAUUUUUCUUCUCUCCAACCACUUCAGUUUUUAUGCUCUGUUAGUUUUUUAUGUAAACCAGAUUGUCUAAAGUAAACUUGUCCAAUUCUUCAAAAAUAUCUGCCCCUGUGGAUCUGCCUUUAAUUUGGCAUCAGUUGAUUAAACUCCUCAAAAAUGGUAAAAGUUUAGUUUACUCCAAUUACACAUACUGCAAAUUGAGCAGUGUCUUGGGUAUCUGUAGUAUUACCGAGUGCCUUAGUACUUUAUAUCAAUGAAAAAUUUUGUUUUUCUCGGAUCAGUUUACGAUUGUAUGCACAUAAAAUUUACUGAAUUUUAAAUGUUUUGUCUCAUAGUGCUUGCCUGAUGUUGAACUUCUUAUUAACAACAAUAGUGCAUAACAAAUUAGGCACAUGGGUAUGUUGAUGUGUUGUGUAAAAAUAAUUAUUGUACGCAAGGGUCUCAGAAUAUUCAGCAACUAUCUUCCUACAUUUCAUGCCAUUGUUUUUUUUCAGAAGAGAAAAAACAAUAUAUACUAUUUCUAACUACUGAAAAAUAUUUCAUAUAUGUGUACUUUUGCAUUAAUUCAAUGUGUUGAUAAAUUAUGUGCUUAAUAUCUCUGAUUGUUUAAUAAAUAUUUUGAUAUAGUGAAUAUCUCAUUGUAUUUACUUUUGUCCUUAUUUUCAAAACUAUCUUUAUUGUCCUCCUUCUUCAACAUCAUCUAUCUUCUUCCCUUCUUAUUGCCCAAUAUGUGCCACUGUUGUCCUUUUUAUCAUUGUCCUCUUUUUCUUUCAGUGUCACACUUCUCUCAUCUUCUUUACACCCUUUCUUUACAAGGUUUAUGUGUCUUUCCCUGUUCCCAAUAUCCCUUCUCUACCUACAGCCUGUUCCAAAUUAUUAUGCAAAUUCCAUUUAAGUGUCACAAAGAUAAAAUAUUUUGUUUUUCAGUUUAACUCAUGGAUGGCAUUGUGUCUCAGGGCUCUUUUGAUCACUGAAAACAAUCUCGGACAACUGUGAUAAUUAUAUUGCCAGGUGAGCCCAAUUUAAGGAAAACUAAAGGAGGGUGUUCCACAUUAUUAAGGAGAGCACCAUUUUCAUGCAAUAUGGGGAAGAAAAAUGUUCUCUCUGCUGACGAAAAGAGUGAAAUAGUUCAAUGCCUUGGACGAGGUAUGAAAACAUUAGAUAUUUCAUGAAAAUUUAAGCGUGAUCAUUGCACUAUUAAGAGAUUUUUAGCUGAUUCAGAGCACAGACGGGUUCGUGCAGAUAAAGGCACAUUGAGGAAGAUUUCUGCCAGAUCCAUACAUCGGAUCAAGAGAGCAGCUGCUAAAAUACCAUUACAUAGCAGCAAACAGAUAUUUGAAGCUGCUAGUGCCUCUGGAGUCCCACAGACAUCAAGGUGUAGAGUCCUCCAGAGUCUUGCAACUGUGCAUAAACCUUCUAUUCGCCCACCACUAACCAAUACUCACAAACAGAAAUGGCUGUAUUGGGCAGAAAAAUACAUGAAGACUAAUUUUCAAACAGUCCUGUUCACUAAUGAGUGUCGUGCAACCCUGGAUAGUCCAGAUGGAAGGAGUAGUGGAUGGUUGGUGGACAGCCACCCUGUUCCAACAAGGCUGCAACGUCAGCAAGGCGGUGGUGGAGUCAUGUUUUGAGCUGGAAUCAUGGGAAGAGAGCUGGUUAGCCCCUUUAGGGUCCCCGAAGGUGUAAAGAUGACCUCUGCAAAGUAUGUAGAGUUUCUGACUGACCACUUUCUUCCCUGGUGCAAAAGGAAGAACUAUGCUUUCUGUAAUAAAAUCAUCUUCAUGCAUGACAAUUCACCAUCUCAUGCUAUACAGAAUACCUCUGUAUCAAUGUCUUCUAUGGGGAUAAAAAGAGAGAAAGUCAUGUUGUGGCCUCCAUCCUCCCCUGACCUCAUUUGCAAUACUUUGGGUUGUCUACUAUUGGAAAUGGUAUGCCAUCAUGGGGAUAAUUUUCAUUCCUGGGCUACCAUACGGUCUCAAAGGCAACGUAACCAAUCUGGUGAAUUUCAAUCUAAAAAACUGAAAAAACUUAACAUGCUCUAUUUGACCCUGUAACUUCCCAAAACAUCAUAAAACCUGUACAUAGGGGGUACUGUUUUACACGUGAGACAUCGCUGAAUACAAAUAUGUGUAUUUUAUUGCACUAAAAGCAAACAGUAUUAUGACAUUCACAGUUAAAAUGUCAUGUAGAACUAAAAAAAAAUAAAAAAAUCUUAUUUUCUCUCAUUUUUUAAAUAUUUUAUUCAUAUUAAAUUAUGUUUCAUAGCUAUAUAUUUGAUGUUAAAUGAAAAUAAAAAUGUUAUUUAAUAAGUGUGCAUGCACAUAAUAUGAAAGAGGUGAAUUACGCCUGAACAGACAUAUAGCGCAAAUUCAAUCACAACGUGUACAUUUAGCUCAGUCUUUAAGGGGUUAACAUUAAGUCUAUACAUAUUACUUUCUCUCUUAAUCCACUAAGAUAUAAUAAUCACAAUUCGACUGAAUUUGGCAUUGGUAAAUCCGGUCAGAAUUUGGUAAUUUUGCAAGGACUUUUCACACUAUGCAAACUUAAUCUGCACAGAGCCUAAGAUGGAUGAAGUUUGAUUAGUUAGUUUUUACUGUCAGGUCUUAACUUUUUUUUCCUAGACUUUGCAUUGCUGAAGGAAAGACAUUUGAAGAAUAAAGAAGAAAUAUAAUGGUAUGUAUAAGCCACAGGUAUUAAAUUGAUUGGGCACCCCCACUAUUAUUAGGGUGAAGGUGGUAGGCACAGUGUUUUUUUAUUGGUAAUAUAGUUAGGGGACGAUGGACCACUUGCCACCUUGGGGGGUGGACAUUUUUAUAUGAAGUGGUUGGUGGAAAUUGGCAUGUCCACUGCCCCUUCUAUAUUUAUUGUAGUCCCCAUUCAACUCCAGGUUAAUUAAAUUACAAUACAUAGCAAGGUAGUAUUACAAGUAUAGAAUAACAUCCAAUACUUUGUGUUAUAUUUAAACAUUACAUAAGACUUUAAAGGCAGAAUUUUGCAUUAUUAUGUUAUUAUUAUUCUUAUUAUGUUAUUAUUUAUAUAGCGCCAACAAAUUCCGCAGCUCUUUACAGUGGGUGGACGAACAGACAUGUAGUUGUAACCAGACAAGUUGGACACACAGGAACAGAGGGGUUGAGAGCCCUGCUUAAUGAGCUUACAUGCUAGAGGGAGUGGGGUAAUGAGACACAUUAGAGGUAUUUUGCCAGAAGCUCAAGGAAUCAAGGUGAAAGGAUAGUGCAGGACCCACCAGAGAGGUUUGCCUUGACGUGGCAGGUGGGCUAAAGUUGCUCAUGACCAUUGGAGAAAUUAAAUAACCUCCAUUUGUUUAAAUAUGCACAGGGAUUUGGGAAGAGCGCAGGUAACUUUUUUCUUUGGUUUUUACUGUAUGUAUUGGGGCUGAUGUGUACUAUGAUCGUUGCUGCCGCACAAGAGUGAUAGGAGUUUAAGCGCAGGACUUUUUUUUAUUUUAUUUUACAGAUACCUUAUACAGUAAUAAAAGUACAUACUGUGAACCAACAUAUAUGAAGAAUUAAUCUAAAAGGUAAACAAAAAAAAUUAAUCAAAUGAAAAAAUGAAACAAAUGACAAGUGGAUGUUGGAGGUCAAUACAUCUUGAACUUCCUAUCGCACCUCUUUAAUCUGGGCCAGUCGUACCGAUCAAUCAACGUAGCCCGGCCAGACAUCUCUGCAGCCUAUGUCCCGCUACACAGAGCUCCUGUUGGUCAGGACCCGCUGGUCUGCAGAAUCUUGUGGGGCAUUUAACUGGCUUGCCCUCCAGCACCGAAGUACUCCCACCUCUGGGACGUUAAUGUCAUGAUCUGAUUCUUACAAGCUUGGCUGAAUAAUGAGGACCUCUCUCUCUGCCAACUGUCGGCGAAGUUCGCCCUACUUUUUUAUUUGGUGUCCUUUCUCCAAGUGUCUGACGUUCGGGCAUUUGACAGAGAAGUUAAAUUUUCCCUAUCUAGACGCACUAAAUCAGACACCUCCACAGUGUUCUAUCCUCAUUUCCCUAACCAUCCUAAACUAUGUGUCAUUUUGGCACUUUCUUCUUAUUUGUCCAUCACCUUGACCCUCCGUUCAUCUUCCUCGGGUCACCUUUUAGUCUCAUUCGUUCGCCCACAUAAUCCAGUUUCAACCACAACUCUAGCACGGUGGAUUAGGUGGUUACUUUCUCUAGCAGGGAUCGAAGCCUCCUUUGGAGCCCACUCCAUCAGAAGGACGGUGGCAUCAGGAGCAUACAUGGCCGGAGCUUCCCUACAGGACAUCCUCUAAUCCUCCUUCGCAGCCCACUCCAUCAGAAGGGUGGCAGCAUCAGGAGCAUUCAUGGCCAGAGCUUCCAUACUGGACAUCCUCCAAUCGGCAUAUUGGUCCCAGGAAGAGACGUGUCACAUUUUCUAUUUUCGUCCGGCCGCGCAUGCUUCCCUAGCAUUACUUGUUGAGCGUUGAAACAGCAAAAUAUGAAGCCUCCUGUCAUGUUAUAAAAUUGUGGAUUAUGCUAGCUUUAGUGUACCUAUAAUCCAAAUUUUAUGACAGGAGGCGAGCGUUUUCCAACCCUUUUGUUCCCCCCCCCCUUCUCCUCCUUAGGUCAGUCUACUGGGCAAAGGGGUGAGUACGUCCUGACUAAUUUAGAGCAUCUUACACUAGGGUUUGAUUAAAUGUGGUGGGAUGUAUAGAUAGUGAUAAAUACAUCUUUCAGAAUAUAUAUUACAUACAGUUUGGUGGCAUGCCUUUAGAAGUCCAAUUCUUGGAUUAAUCCUCUGUUUCGACUCUGUUCUUUCGUUUCAGUUUAAAGCUCCCUCGAGGUGUCAAGCCUAGUUCCUUUUCCUCUCAGAUUUUAACUCUUCUCGUCUUGUAUGCUGAGAUCUUCUUCUAGUUAUUCUGCUGUUUCUUGUUUCUUGUUCGUUUCACAGACAGAAAGAAAGAGAAAGUGACAUCAGUAGGAGGGAGCUUUGUAACCUGUCACUUUUUUCUGAUUUUUUAUCCUGUUACUAUGUUAAAUGUGCUGCUUUGGAGCUUAAGUAAAGAAAAACUUAAGCAAAAUACUCCCCUCCUGUCAUCAAUAAAAUUAGGAUUAUAGGUACACUAAAACUUGCAUAAUCUACAAUUAGAAGGCACAUUACAGACUACACUGGUCAAAAUGUACUUUACUUCCCCAUCUGAAAUGGUUGCAAAUCAAAUUAACUAAAAUAAAUGAUGAUCUAUAUGUAAGGACUAAGACUGAUAUGAAACAAAACUUGUCAGAAGUAAUUAAAGAGAUCUCAUCUUUGAACUUAAAGGUUACAGAACAAGGAAGGGAACUAGAGAAAGUUAGAGCAGAAGCUGUAUUAUUGCAAACUCAAAAUACUUCAUUGAAAAACCAGAUGAAAGAAAUUGAUAAUAAAAUCAUAGAUAUGGAAGACAAGUCCCGUAGAACUAAUAUAAGGAUAAACGGUAUUCCUGAAAGUAUUACGCAAGAAAAACUAGAUGAAUAUAUUAUUGAAUUUAAAUCUCUUCCCAAAACGUAUCUCCAUCCCUUAUAGAGAGAUGUCAUAGGCUCUUUAGAGAGGCUAAGGCACAAAAUACAUCCCCAAGAGAUGUCAUUGUAAAAUUCUUAAAUGGAGCUAUAGAAGACUCACUCUUGAGACAAAUGAGAGACUACUAAAAAUGGGAAAUUUACAAAUAUUUUGGUAUUCCCCGACCUUUCACUGGCAACAAGACAGGGCAGAGCCCGAUAUAGAGAAAUUACCAUACAAUUUAAAAGGAAAAAACAUUGUAUAUAGAUGGGGAUUUCCAAACAAACUUUUAAUUUAAUUUGAUGGUAAAAUAAUCCCAAUGAAUGAUCCAUGUGAAGAUAUUCCUAAAUUUAAGGAGAUGGGGAUUUUGGAUUAAAAAAUAAUGAGCAUUGUGAAGCUACCCACAGGAUUUUAUUAUUAAUUUGUGUGAACAGAUUAAUGUCAG